Molecule: messenger RNA, 1147 nt
Organism: Guillardia theta CCMP2712
Lineage: Eukaryota; Cryptophyceae; Pyrenomonadales; Geminigeraceae
Exons: 1
Coding region: 47-1054 (335 amino acids)
Source: RefSeq, a predicted model, not a curated record
CCUUCCCUUCUCCCUCUUCCCUUCCUUCUCUUGAUCUUUCACCGCCAUGAUGACGCUGGCAAGAUCUAGCCACAACUGGGACAACCAGGCAGCUACCACCGCAGUGUCGCGGUAUCGCAACUUGGUGGUUGUGAAAGGUACGGUCCCCUACAACUUCCUCGAUGCCUCCAGCGAGUGGUCGGAGAUGUUCCGUUGGUCCAAGGAUGCACUGAUUGGACGAUCUUUGAGCACCUUGCAAGGGCCCAUGACGAACGUUCAGAUGUUAAGGAACACAAUGCAAGCAUGCCGUGAUUCACCGCAACAAAGCUGCACGUGUCUCUUAACGAUGUACGACAGCUUCGGAGAGACCAAGGAUUGCUGCUUGGAGAUCAGCUACAUUGAAAACAAGCAAGGGGCUAUCUUUGUGAUCUUCUUUGAUCCUGCCGAUAGCACAACCCAGCCGUUGCAGAAGGACAGCAGCAUUGCGGUAGUGCAAGGGUCUUGUCUCCCGCGGAUCAGAUAUGUCGAUCCGUGUUUUAACAACAUCUUUGGAUUUGACGGGGCUCAAGUUACUGGGAGAACUGUCAACUUCUUGUGCGGCCCCAAGACCGACAGGAGCUCGCUGAUGUCGGUCUUCAAGCUUUUGUCGCAAAGCUCCGACGUCACUCGUCUCACUCUUUACUCUGCUCAGUGCAGCGAAGUGAAGGUCACUGUCAAGGUCGACAAGUUUGUUACCAACUCCAGUGAGUCUGCCAUUUUCGUGCUGCAUUUUCGCCUGGAGGAUGAGGCGAGGGAGGAGAAGCUCUGGGGAUCUUUGAUCCCCAACAAGCUUUCCAAGAUGUUCUUGGACGGGCUGCAUGCGCAUGUAGACUGCAACUGCAGGCUGUUUCAGAUCCUGAUGAUCAUCUGGGCUCAGAUCCUCUUCAUCUUUUUUGAGAACGAGCAACCGGAGCUUCUGUCCGAUUCCGUCUGCAACGAGAUGGUGUCGUACACCCGUCGCAACAGCAACAAGCUCUUCUUAAAGCCGCACUUCUGCCGCAGCUUCAAGGUCAAGCGCGUGAGCCUCAGCUCCUAGGACGCCUGGCUGAUUUAGUUAGCUUUCAUCCCGCCGAAGAUGCCACGGCCUCUGGCGUAAUUCUGAUGAAACGCAAUAAAUUUAGAAAUCCAC